AACAAGUCAACAACCCUUCCGAACAAACAGAAGCACAACUCCUUUUCAAACUCCCAAACAGAAAGCCCCCACGCCACACGCCGCCGACCACCGAGGAAAGGAAACGUUCCCUCCCCAUCCAAACCUUCCGCCGCUGCAACAUCCCCGCCCCUAUAUGGCUGCCGCCGCCGCCGCACGCGGCCUCGCCGGCGACCCGCCGGGAUCGACCCUCCGCCGCGUCGGCAACGACGACUGCGGCGCGUACGACCGCGACGACUCCCUCAAGGAGAACACCAACCCCAAGUGCGCCAUCGCCGUCAAGAGCAGCCACCCCGCCGGCGGCGGCGGCAACUCGCAGCGGUUCUCCGGCAACCUGAAGCCGACGGCGGCGCCCAUCAUCGGCGUCUCCGGGAAGUUCUCCGUCGGCGGCGGGGGCCAGGGGUGCGCCCGGCGGCAGCGCCCGCCCGCCAUGUUCCCCAGGAAGGCCAGGACCGGCGGCGGCGGGCGCAACCCGAAGCCGGCGGUGCCCGAGCCCGGGUCGCCCAAGGUCUCCUGCAUCGGGAAGGUCCUCUCCGCCUCCGGCCGCGAGCGGGGGGCGCCGCCGCCGAAGGAGAAGACGAGCGCUGCCGCGGGCAGCGGCGGCUGCGGCUGCUGGGGAGGCGGGUUCUCGAUCCGCCGCAGCCGCUCCAGGAAGAGCGCCGUGGAGAGCGUCGACUGGUCUCCGGCCCCGGGUCUCCCGCGGGCGUACGUGGCCCGUCGGAGUGAGGCGGAGGCGCCGCCGUCGCCGGCGCUGGGAGGGAUGAGGCGGUUCGCGUCGGGGCGGCGCGGUGCGGAUUGGGCGGCUGGGAUGGAGGAGGGCGGACGCGUGGCGAGAUCUGGGCCGUUGUAGUUCGUUGCGGUGAACACGAGAAGAUAGCUUGAAGCACAUGGAUGGCAGUUUGGUUUGGCGUGGCUUUCUCUAUCUGUUGGUUGUUGCUGUGCUUUCGGGGGUAGCUGUGGCGUGUACAUGAUCAAAUUAGGUCUCCAAAUUACCUUGCGAUAUUUUAGUUUAGUUCGGUAGAAUUUACUCUGUUUCGUUAUGAUUGUUUUUGGCUUUGUUUCCGGUACUGUAAAGUUUCAACCUGACGAGUUUUAAAGUGCUUGAGUACUGGACGGCUCGAGCCUAGGCUUGUUAAGAUUCGCAUUUUGGUUAUACUCUAA
Brachypodium distachyon (stiff brome) is the source of this 1179-nucleotide messenger RNA. RefSeq lists its product as uncharacterized. Bases 155 to 868 code for a protein of 237 amino acids. Lineage: Eukaryota; Viridiplantae; Streptophyta; Magnoliopsida; Poales; Poaceae. The record is from RefSeq and is a predicted model, not a curated record. The transcript has a single exon.